AUGCCCAUUCUACUAAGUGGAAACACCACUCAUAUAUCUAGAAAAAUUAUUACAAAAUGUGAAUCUAUUGGACACUCAUGUUGUUUUUCAGUGGAAUCCACAAAUUUAGUAUCUAAUAAAGUACUGAAAGCACCCAGAUCCUGGAGCAAUAACUUGGCAUCUACUAUCCCUCAUGGGGAAUAUCGCAAAUGGCUCAAUAAGAUGCUUCUGAUACUCCAUGCAAAAAAUGCUACCUCGUUUUGGUGCACUGAGAAGCUCAAACUCUUAGAGUUUUCCCUGGCAACUUACAAGAUCAGCACACUUACUCGUAAUAACUAUUUUAAUCAAUUACUACACCAUUUAGAUAAGACAAAGGGGUCAUUACUGGCUGGAGAUAACACUAAGUAUAUAAAUAUUUGCAAAAAUAUAUCUACGAACAAAGACAAUUCUAGAGAUUCCGAUGAUGAACAAUCUAGAUCGCAAUACUUUUCCAUGCUAGAUUCAGAAAUUCGAGGUCUCCAUUUCCAAUUAAGUCCAACACUAGCACAAUACGAGAAUAAGAAUAAUUUGAUUAAAGCUUUGGUUCCAAUUCUUGAGGGGAAAACCAAGGGCAAAUUUUAUCCCUUUGGGUCUUGUGAAUCAGGAUUUUGGGUCAGAGGAUCAGAUGUAGACGCUUGCCUAGUUAUACCCGGUUGUGAUACAAGAUCUCAGUGGUUACAUAAGUUACGACUUAUAAAAAGGGCUUUAUCUUCAGUACCAGGAAUAUCAUUCAUAAGGAUAAUUCACGCUAAUGUACCAAUAGCCAAGAUAUUUAAUGAAGAGAAUGCAAAUGUCUGCGACAUUUCCAUAAAUAACACCGUGGCACUAGAGAAUACAUUGUUUGUCAAGGUGCUUAACAAGAUAGAUUAUCGCACAAGCCAACUUGGUAGGAUUAUAAAGUACUGGGCCAGUUGUAGGAAGAUAAACAAUCGUGCUCAAGGAACGAUGAGUUCUUAUACGCUACUGCUGAUGUUAUUUCAUUUCCUUCAAAAUCGAAAACCGCCCAUUCUACCUAAGUACAUGGAUAUCAAAAAGGAUGACAGUAGACCUUAUAUCAUACCUGACGAUAACAAUAAUAAUGAAUCUAUGCUAGCUGAGUCACCAGAUCAUGAUCAGGAAAUGGAUGAAAUUGAAGAUUUGGAUGAAGAACAACCAAGGGAACCGAGUACGGAAGAUGAUCUAAUUGGCAACAUUAAGAAUCCACCAUUUCUAGAUAAUCUAAAUGAAAUUUUGGAAAGGAAUCAAUUUCUUGGAACAAACUCUGAGAGUUUGGGGGAAUUAUUGUACCACUUCUUCGAGUUCUUUGGGGAUGAACAGUUUGAGCAAGGUCGCACAAUAGAUAUACACAAUAAUACAGUGGAUACAAAUAAUAAGGAAGUGCUGAUAGUUCGUUGUCCGCUGACUGGCAAAAAUGUAAACCCAUUCUCUCCUAGAAUAUGGCAAAGUAUACAUGGCGAGUUUAGGCGCAUGAAAAUCUUGUUACAGUCUCAAAAUUGUUUGGCAAUAAUGUGCGAAGUUGUUUCCGAUCCACCACUCAAAAGGGAAGUUAAGGAAAAAAUUGCAAAGAGAAAGGAGAUGAAGAAAUUGGCUGAAGAGAUAGAAUCUUUGACGUUAUAA
Messenger RNA from Babesia microti strain RI, 1635 nucleotides. Its product is annotated as Poly(A) RNA polymerase cid11. The transcript has 6 exons. Gene Ontology annotation, biological process: RNA 3'-end processing. Gene Ontology annotation, molecular function: nucleotidyltransferase activity. The coding region runs from base 1 to 1635 and encodes 544 amino acids. The record is from RefSeq and is a predicted model, not a curated record. NCBI's taxonomy places the organism in Eukaryota, Apicomplexa, Aconoidasida, Piroplasmida, Babesiidae.